GUAACACAUGUCAGAUCGAUAAUCUAACCUACAAAAUAAUUUUACAAUUAUUGCGUUUCGUAUGUUGAUAAACAAUAUUAUAUUUCCAUCAAAAAAUGGACGCACGAGUUAAUGAUUUCCUUAAUGAAAUUAACGAAAUUGCACCUCUUGGUGAAAACAAAGCAGAAAGCGUUUGGGAAAAAUGUUACGAUGAAGAGAGCGGUUACUAUUAUUAUUGGAACACGAAAACGAACGAAGUAACGUGGGAUAUGCCUUCUGAGUAUCGAGCGCACCAUAAAACUAAGACAAAAAAGUCAUAUAACUUGUACAUACCUCCUAGAACAGCACCUCUUUUUCCUAGUACAAGUAAUCUUCCACCUGUCUCAGAUGCUAUCAAAAUAUAUAAAAUUGGUGAAUGCACAGAUACUGUGGCUAACUCUAGUGUAAAAGUAAAUAAAACCACAAAAAGUGAAGUUGUGUCUAGUCCUAAAGAAGAAAAAAGGACUGUUAUAAGUAGACCAGUUCCAAAAAAAGGUGAUCUCGAGGAUGAAAAAGUUGUUUUGAUAUCUUCAUAUGGUGGGGAUAGUGAAUCAGAGGAUGAAGCAGCUUUAAAAGAGGGUAAACAGGUCAAUGGUUCAAAAACGACGCAGCCACUAGAAUGUAAUUCCGACGAUGAAGACGACGCCGAUAUCCUCUCCAAAAUCCAAAAAAAAGCAACAGAAUUGAAAAAACUAGGAGGUGAACUACCCACAGAAGUGAAGAAAAUUGUGGAUAAAUCAAACCCACCAGAAACGAAACCGCAGCUCUCUCUUGUGGCUUGCUACAGCGACUCUGAAGACGAAACAGACAGUGAAGCACCAAAACCAGUUUUUCCUAUAGCGCCGCCUCCUGAGCAGAGCAAGACAUCACAUAGCACGUUAUUUCCGGCAACGAAACCCAUCGACAUUAAAGAUUUUGAGGAGUCGCCAAAAACGGAAGGGGAGGAAGGCUUCGAUGCGAAAGCUUUUCAACGCAAAAGACGAAUAGGCGUUGCGUUGGUCAACACGGGUAAAAAACCGAAAGUUGAUGAUGACAAUGAACGCAAAGGAUUGGGAUUUUCCAGCGAUAGUAAUAGUGGCGACAAUGUUGCCAGUAGUGGUAGUUCAUACACCGGUUUUAAAAGCGGGGGCGUUAUGUUUGUAAAGGCUGAUGUUUUAAAUCCAUCACAACCUGCACCAUCUAGUAAAGAUAAUGAAAAUUCAAAAGAAAAGUCUGAAAAUAUUUUGAAAGAAAUUGAAGAUACGUACACAACACUGAAAGAAAAACUGGGAUUUUUGAGCGAAGGGCGAGAUGAAGUGUCACCGGUACAAGUUAUGCUUAUACAGAUUGAGACUCUUCACGUUGCGUUGAGGUCAGGGGACUUGAGACAUAAUUAUUUGAGAAAAUGGCUUGAUGACACGUGUGCAGAUCUUAUAAAACUUGAAAAAGAAACCGCACCCGAUGGUUGGCUUCUUCAGUGGGAUAGGACACAUAAGCGUUACUAUUAUCAGAACGCGGCAACAGGGGAGAGUCAGUGGGAAUAUCCACAAGCGGAUGUAACUGUGUGUGAUGAAGCCAUGGAUAUUUGUACAACGCCCCCUCCUAAUGGGGCGGAGCCAACAAUCCACAUGUCUCCUCCAUUACCUCCCAUCAUAGGUGGUAGCCCCAGUCCUCCACCUCCUCCCACAAUCAGCGAUUGUAAACUCGGCAAGAAGAAGAAAUGUGAUAUUCCACUUCCUCCAGAACCAAAGGAACAACCUCCUAGUUUAAAUAUUGCGGUGGAAAGGUACGAUAGUAAUGGUGAACCUUUGCCACCAGGAGUUGAUGCGUUCGAUGUGACGGCGAAAGUGAAGGGUGGCAAAAAUAAUGAUAUGAACGAUGUCUUAAAUUCGUUUUAUUCUGACAUUGCCGCAAUUGAUAGCAACAACUCCCCAGUUUUGAACGUUAGUGAAGAUGUAAAAAGUGAAAGUAACAUUGAUGUGACAGAGCCUGCCAAGAAAAAGAAAAAAGCGAAGGUCAAACUGGCUCAAGGAAUCGCCAUGAAAAAGAAAGGCGUGUCAAAACUAGUAGAGAAAUGGAAAAAUGUACAAAUGUCUUACAAUGACUGAUAAUAAAAAACCAAAAUACUUUUUUUC
Zophobas morio is the source of this 2132-nucleotide messenger RNA. RefSeq names its product formin-binding protein 4-like. The transcript is spliced from 9 exons. The record is from RefSeq and is a predicted model, not a curated record. Gene Ontology annotation, molecular function: protein binding. NCBI's taxonomy places the organism in Eukaryota, Metazoa, Arthropoda, Insecta, Coleoptera, Tenebrionidae. The coding region runs from base 96 to 2105 and encodes 669 amino acids.